Gossypium raimondii (Peruvian cotton) is the source of this 1366-nucleotide messenger RNA. Its product is annotated as S-adenosyl-L-methionine:benzoic acid/salicylic acid carboxyl methyltransferase 3. The transcript is spliced from 4 exons. The coding region runs from base 86 to 1177 and encodes 363 amino acids. The record is from RefSeq and is a predicted model, not a curated record. Lineage: Eukaryota; Viridiplantae; Streptophyta; Magnoliopsida; Malvales; Malvaceae. Gene Ontology annotation, molecular function: S-adenosylmethionine-dependent methyltransferase activity. Gene Ontology annotation, biological process: methylation.
UAAAUAGGGGCUCAUGCAACGUCUCUUGACCACCAUAACAAGCUUCGAGAGAUCGUAAUUACAGAGAGAUAAAAGACUGAUCGAGAUGGAAAUAGUUCAAGUUCUUCAUAUGAAUGGAGGAGUUGGAGAAACCAGUUAUGCAAAAAACUCUUUACUUCAGCAAAAGGUGAUAACCAUGACAAAGCCAAUCACAGAGGACGCAAUAACUAAGCUCUAUUGCAGCAAAUAUCCGGAAGAAAUAGCCAUUGCAGAUUUGGGUUGUUCUUCGGGACCUAAUACUUUCUUUUUGGUAUCUGAACUUCUCAAAGUGGUGGAUAGUGUUCGCCAAAAGAUAGGCCAAAAAUCCCCCGAGUAUCAAGUGUUUCUGAAUGAUCUUCCUGGGAAUGAUUUCAACACCAUUUUCAGGUCCUUGUCCAUCUUCCAAAACAAACUGAGGAAGCAACUUGGACCCGACAGCGGACCAUGUUUUUUCACGGGAGUACCUGGUUCUUUCUACGGAAGGCUUUUCAGGAAAAACAGCCUUCAUUUCGUACACUCUUCCUAUAGUCUUCACUGGCUAUCCCAGGUUCCUCAAGGGCUGGAAAGUAAUAAACGGAACAUUUACAUGGCUCGCACAAGUCCACCAGACGUGCUUAAGGCAUAUUAUGUGCAAUUCCAAAAGGAUUUUUCCUUGUUUUUGAAGUGUAGAUCAGAGGAACUGGUGGAUGGAGGGCGUAUGGUUUUGACACUUAUAGGGAGAAGAAGUGAUGAUCCUUCAAGCAAAGAGUGUUGUUACUUUUGGGAGCUUUUGGCCAUGGCACUUAGUGAUAUGCUCGUUGAGGGACUGAUAGAAGAAGAGAAACUGAACUCCUUUAACAUCCCUAUGUACACACCAUCUCCGGCAGAGGUUAAAUAUGAGGUUGUAAAGGAAGGGUCAUUCAACAUCGAUCGAUUGGAAGUAACUGAAGUGAACUGGAACGCUUAUCUGGAUGAAACUGACUUAUCUGAUGCAUUCAAAGAUGGUGGGUACAACGUCGCCAAGUGCAUGAGAGCUGUGGCUGAGCCACUACUUGCCAGCUACUUUGGUGAAGAAAUCCUCGAUGAAGUUUUCCGUAGGUACAGAGAGAUUAUUUCUGAUCGCUUGUCCAAGGAGAAGAAUGAGUUUGUGAAUGUCACUGUUUCUCUUAUAAAACCUUGAGCAUCAUCGUCAUCAUGAUCUUCCUUUAUUUUAUGAUUAGAUAAAUAAUCACUGGUUAUCUAUGCUAGAAAUGAACUGUUCGAAGCACACCGCAGUAUCCAGUCAAGAGUAAUCUCUUGCAAGCAUAUUGUUUUUAAUUAUAGCUGUCUCGCAUGUAAUUUAGUUAAACUGAAACAACAAUUUUAGAUA